Messenger RNA from Schizosaccharomyces octosporus yFS286, 3012 nucleotides. RefSeq names its product XP-G family nuclease. The record is from RefSeq and is a predicted model, not a curated record. Gene Ontology annotation, cellular component: nucleus. The transcript is spliced from 3 exons. Bases 176 to 2572 code for a protein of 798 amino acids. Gene Ontology annotation, biological process: DNA double-strand break processing; DNA recombination; mismatch repair. Gene Ontology annotation, molecular function: 5'-3' DNA exonuclease activity; 5'-flap endonuclease activity. NCBI's taxonomy places the organism in Eukaryota, Fungi, Ascomycota, Schizosaccharomycetes, Schizosaccharomycetales, Schizosaccharomycetaceae.
UUACAAGGUACACAACCUCCAGUACGAAAGAAUGCCCGUUAGCCAUCUCUGCGAUUUCACAUAACUGUCGAUAAUCUAUGCAUUAACCAAAUAACUUCAAUAAAGAGACAUACAUUUUACAAGUAGAAAAUUAAAUCUUUAAAAACGUGUUUCUUUUAUUGAUCACAUUCAAAAAAUGACAAUACACUCUUUAGAAUUAUUCCUAAUAAAAAACAGGCAUGAAUUUACGUGUAGCAUAUCUCAAAUAGCCAACAGGAAGUUGGGAAUUGAUGCCAGCUAUUUCCUAUUAGAACUACUAAAAAGAUUGAGCCCUGAAGAGCUUCAGGCAAUUUCUGUGGAUGGAGAAUCUGAGAUCCUUUAUAAUUACCUUGAUCAAUUUCUUAAUGUCUUGAAUAUGUACAGCAUUACUCCUUUGUUCGUUUUUAACGGCAUUUCUCUAACCUUUGAAGCUAGCGGUCAAAGCGAAGCUUCGCACAAACAGGGAAAGUUAUCUAGGAUGCAGCAUUUCUUAUCAAGAUUUAACCCAUAUGAUGCCAACAUUCAUACUAAUUUGUAUCGAAUGGACCCGGAUGGUAACCGUCAUCGUAACCAGUCUGAAAAUAGACGUACCUUCCUUUAUAGUAGUCAACGGGAUCCUUUAGAUAGAUUAUGUGACUUUUUAAAGAUAAUUUUAGACCAAAAGGACAUUGACUAUUUUGUUGCUCCCUAUUUGGCAAUGGCGCAGCUUUCCUAUUUCCAAGGAGGUGGAUCAAAACAUUAUCUUGAUGCCGUAUAUGGACCUGAAGAUCUUCUCCUUUUCAAUGUGAAACGUCCAAUUUAUUCAAUUAAUAUUCCGUAUUUGCAAUUAGAAUCCUUCCGUUCUUCGUUCUCCAAUCCUCAGCUGCUUGAAUCAGACAAAGGGUCUUCUACUAUUCAAUGGCUAGAUGGAGACGCUAUUUUUCAAGACAGCAGAUGUGGAUCUUGGAAUCAAUUUGUCGAGGCAUGCUUACUUUGUGGUACCUCCAUUUCGCCCACACUCCCUCAAUUUGAAGGAACAUUCUUAUUGAAAUCUUCAAUAGAGCUUGUUACAAUGCUUGGUUCUGCUUAUCGUGUAGUAGAAGGAUUCGCUGACACAAUGCCACCAAGCAUUGCUCAAGAAUUAAUUCAGCAAUAUAGGCGAUCUUUUUGUUAUUUAAAUUACUGUAUCAUUAUGAACGAAAAGGGAAUUGCUUCUCCACCAGUACCAGAGGAUUCUGUUCCCACUGAUAUUAAUGUAUUUAUGGGAACAAGGCUUCCCAAUGAAUUAUACUACUAUAUUUCUCGUGGAUUACUUCCUACUAGGAUGAUUGGGGCACUAGUAUCUGGAUGUUUCAGUGACCCCGUUUCUAUACUAGAACAGCACGUUGGGAAUUCUUCAAAUCAGGAAAGCGUAAAGCCAGAUCCUGCUGCUCAUAAAAAUGCAGUCGCAAUGGCUGCUGUCAACCAUCGAAGGUUUGUUGAUGAUUUAGAGGAAAUUUGGUCUCAAGGUCUCAAUUUGCUAACUCAACCUCUUCACCGAUUUUAUCAGGCUCGCGAUGUCAUAUCUCUUCAUGGCCAUAACCAACAAGCCUCUUUGAAAGUUAUGCACAGCUAUGAUCCUCCAUUAUAUAUCGACACCAGAGCUUGGAUGAUUUAUGAUGAAUGCAUACCAUUCAGUAUAAAGAAAGCAGUGGGAGAAAAUAAACCUAUUAAUAUACAUAGUAUGCUUGAUUGUUUAAAGGAUGUGGGUUUUGUCGAAAAAAGCUUUUGCCCAGAUACCGGUAUAGGCAUAAAAAACCCCCCGAAGCGUCUGCUUUCCACAACUCCUGAAAUAGUUUUGAGCUCUUUUUACCGGUUUCUUCAGAUUCGAUCAUUCGUAUCAACGACCCAUCAAUUAACGUCUUGGGGUUCUCCUUUAUUAAUAGCUCUCGAAAAAUGUAAUAUUCGGUAUCAAAGCUCUAUGUGUGUUUUGUUUGAGUUAUUACGCCUGCGGCAAAUAAAAGAACCAAGGUUUGAUUCUGCAACUUCUUCCACACUAUAUAUUCCGUCCGUAAUUGAGUUUUUAUCGAAACUUGCUACAUUCCUUCCCAUAGGGAAAGAAGCAGUAUACCAGUUAUCUACGUCUAAUCGCGAUUUAUUACAAUUUUAUAUGAUGCAAACCAGUUUUGGUGCUAACCUUCACGAGUUGGCCGCUAUCCUAAUAGCGUCUGUUAUUAUGAACGCUAAUGCUGACAGGAAUCUUGUGAACCCAUAUUCGAUAAGAAAAACAUUCCCUUUUCGAAGAAACUUUUGUAGCCUACUGUCAGGAAUAAUUAUGAAUCAGCUUCUGCAGACUCUCUCUACUAGUGAUAAUGAGAUGAAUAGGGAAGUUGCUGUCGAAACUGCUUUCAAAAAAUUAAAAGAAGAUUUUCCAUACGUUACGGAUAUAAAAGCAUUUUUGUCCGACUUUUUGGAUUUUUGGUCUGCUUUUAUGAACGGUGUCAAAGAAGCCGAAAGUACUAGUGCCAUUGGAAAACUAGUUGCCAGCAAACUAUACCUUACGAAUGACUGGUUAAAUUCUCUACAGCUGGUUUAGAAUAAAUAAAUUUACAGUAUUUUCAAGUUUCCAAAGUGCUUUCCGUUAGACUCUUGAAUAUAUCGAAUUUGAUUCUAUGUAAAUACCAACCCGGCUCCCGAUAUUUUAGUUGACUUCUAAUGUUUCGAUGUUUCUUUAUUGCUAUCAUGUAAUUUAUAUAGAGCGCGGUAUACUUGGCAAUUUUGGGGUUUCUUCUUUUUAUACGGGUUUCACGAAUUUAUCGAAUUUUCGUAAUUUGAUACGGACUAAACGAACCUGGUCUUAUAAUGACCAACCAAUAGUCACUAAAAUUAGAGGAUAACGGAUACAUUACAAUAAUACAAAACAACAAAUUCAUCUGUUUACAUUUGUAAAUAGCGCAAUCUAGCAAUAUUUCGUUAUAUGAAAAAUCAUUGGAAGAGAUUUCGGAGAGGAAGCACUGUCUUGUUAGCUUGUUCCAA